This is a messenger RNA of Nicotiana tabacum (common tobacco), 705 nucleotides long. The record is from RefSeq and is a predicted model, not a curated record. Lineage: Eukaryota; Viridiplantae; Streptophyta; Magnoliopsida; Solanales; Solanaceae.
AUGUGCGAUGCAAGUGACUAUGCUGUGGGAGCAGUUCUUGGGCAACAAAAAGAUAAAGUCAUGCAUCCGAUAUACUACACAAGUAGAACCUUGGGCGGCGCCCAACUGAAUUACACAGUGAUAGAGAAGGAGAUGCUAGCUGCGGUGUUCUCAUUUGAUAAAUUCAGGUCAUACCUGAUAGGCUCAAAGGUAAUUGUUUACACUGACCAUGCUGCCCUCAGGUACCUAAUUGAGAAAAAUGAGUCAAAGCCGUGCCUAAUUCGAUGGGUGCUACUGCUACAAGAGUUCAACUUGGAAAUCCGGGACCGAAAGGGAACAAAAAACCAAGUUGCUGAUCAUUUGUCCAGGAUUUGUCUUGAUAACAUGAUCCGGAGAUGCAUUCCUGAGAUAGAUCAAUCUUCUGUUUUGCAAGCAUGUCAUGCUUCACAGUAUGGAGGACAUUUUGGAGGUGUAAGGACAACUGCUAAAUUGUUGGAGUCAGAAGCCGUGGCACUUCCAACAAAUGAUGCGAAGGCAGUUAUUGGUUUCCUGAGAAAAAACAUCUUCGCCCGAUUUGGUACUCCAAGAGCUAUUAUCAGUGAUGGGGGCACCCACUUCUACAGCCGAUCCUUUGCAAAGUUGUUGGAGAAAUAUGGCGUUCGCCAUAAAGUUGCUACUGCGUAUCACCCACAAAUAAGUGGGAAAUUUGAGGUGUCAAACAGAUAA